AUGGAGAAAGAUGAUCCUGUCACUGGCCAUAUUUGCAAAACAUGCGAUGAAGUAGACACUCAAUGCACCAUUUGCCACAAUUCCGAUCCUCGUGACAACCCUAAGCUCUGCGAACAUUGCCAGGGCUGGGAUGAUCUCACUCACAUCACAUUCUGCGCCGGAGAUGUGUUACCCGACGUAGACCCUUCGGUCUUCGAACCACCAGAGUUUACGCAGAAUAGUUCUCCAUAUCCAGCUUCUGGAGACCUGAGUCAGCUCAGUUUCCGGGCCUUCAAAACGUUGGAGCAAGCCAGGAACUGCCUCAUCUGCAGAAUUAUAGUGUCUGGCCUCCGACAGUGUGACUCAACCCGCGAACCUACCAGCGUUGCGCUAUGGAGACUUUGGCCCGAGAAUUGGCACUCGCCAGAGCCGAGCAAGCGGCAGCACAAAGAUGUCGACUGCUCUUGGACUGGCAAAUGUCUUCUGACAUUCUGCGUCGUGUAUCCUGGGGAUGGUGAAGACUCCAAGCCUGCUAUGAAACCUUGCCUCGUCGAAUUGAUCCUGUCUUACUCCUCCUGGGGCCACGGUCUCGAGAACGUCCAGUUCUGGGACAGGCGUUUUCUGGACCCAGAAAACAUCAAAUUCUGGCUAUCGCACUGCCAGAAACACCAUGGCCAGAUGUGUGAUAAGACGAUGUUCUCCACAAAACUCCCCUCUGGUUUUAGAGUGAUCGAUGUUGUUGAUGAGUGCGUUAUGGAACCCCGGGGGGAAAUCGAUGAUUAUGUCGCUCUAAGCUAUGAAUGGCGUGCCGCCACGUCCGACCCAAGAAGGGAUCUCAUGCUCUCGAGGAAGAACUGGACAGCGCUUGCGACGUCAGGUGCUCUGACUCAGGGCCGGCUACCAGAGGUGAUCUACGACGCUAUGCAAUUUUGUCGAGACCUUGGGCAGCGAUAUUUAUGGGUUGAUCGGAUGUGCAUUUUCCAGGAUGAGGAUGACGAGGAUGGUUCGAGGCAGGUGCAAAUAGAGGGAAUGGAUGCCAUCUACUGGCUGGCUACUGUCACCGUCGUUGCCUCUGCAGAUGGUGUUGGUGUUGGCUUGCCUGGUGUUUCCAGUCGACCAAGGCCCUUUAGCGUCAGCAAUGCAGGCUGGGGGCUAUCAAUGGACGGUCCUCACUGCAUAGGAUACCAAAAGCCAUUGGUUUCCGACGCUAUUAACCCCAGCUCUUGGAACACCCGCGGCUGGACAUUUCAGGAACGGUGGAUUUCCAGACGACACAUAUUUUUCGGACGCUGUCACACUUAUCUGAGCUGUUUCUAUUGUAUUGAGUGCGAGACUUCUCUUCGCAGGCAGGACAUCAUAAAGGCACGCGAAGCAAAUGGUGAAUUCGGUGCUUUCUUUGCUCGCGGUGUUCGGAUUGCAAAGGGAAGUGAGGAGCAGGCACGCUGGGACCCUCUUGGACAGUACCUGGAAGCUGUCAACGAAUAUACAGGGCGCUCCCUUGGACAGGCAUCCGAUGUAUUAAACGCGUUCACUGGGGUGAACAAGUUUCUCAUCACGAAGCUUCAGACGAGGUCUUUAUUUGGCCUACCCGCGAAGUAUCUCUUUCGAAGUCUUCUCUGGACUCGUAGGGGGCCGCCGCCAGCCAAUCUGCAGGGCCAUAUACCGACAGGCGUCCCGAGUUGGUCUUGGGCUGCUGGGCUUGGGCCCGUCGAGUACGGCUGGUGGACACAAAACUUCUACACCAAAGUCGGAAACCUGGUCCGCUUCUGGUACUCUGACGGUCAGACUGUCUCGGAAGUGGUCGAAGCCACAAGCUGGUUUGAUAUGUUCAAAGACAAUGUGAGAGAUGAUUUGAGUCAUGAGUUCCUGAUCGAGAGAUUUAGAACGAAUCUUGACCUUAACGGCGGAACGUACGCACCUGCUUCAGCGAUGUGGCACCACUGCUCUCAUAGCCCUUGGGAGUCCCUUCGCCACCACGAAGUCUCGGAAAUUGCGAUUGAUAUUGCCAAACGAGCACCGGGGUGCCUCGUAUUCAACACGACAACGGCAUAUCUCGGACUUCGAAUGAGCGUCACUGCAAGUUUAAGCACAGGAGGAAUCAUUUUCGACAUCGUUGAUCAAGACGGCAACGCGAUCGGUAAUGUCAUGCCAGAAUUUCGACCCGGCGACCACAAGCUAUCGACCAUCCACCAUCCGAGCUCAAGAUACCAUAUAAUUGUCCUUGGCGCUUGCAACAGGGGCAAGGACUCCGGCCAGGAUUGGGAGCCUGAAGUUGUCCAUGAGAGCCAGGAAGCAUAUCGAGUGCGAAACGCAUGCGGGCUUUACGUGAUGGUUGUAGAUAGGAAUGGGCAUUUUUCGUCUCGAUUGGGCAUUGGGGUGGUGGCCCCCGUAGGGUGGACAAGGGUAAAGCCUGUGUGGGAGACCAUCUUCCUCGUGUGA
Molecule: messenger RNA, 2418 nt
Organism: Neoarthrinium moseri
Lineage: Eukaryota; Fungi; Ascomycota; Sordariomycetes; Amphisphaeriales; Apiosporaceae
Exons: 1
Coding region: 1-2418 (805 amino acids)
Source: RefSeq, a predicted model, not a curated record